GAGUCUAAGUGAGGCUUCUCUCCCGAUUCUGUCAUAUUGGAGUGAGUCACCUCAAGGUUUCUUAUCUCAUCUUUUUUCCCCAUUUGCUGUGAUUAUCAGUCAGUGCUCAACAUGCAGAUGAAAGCGUUGGUAACUUUGGCAUUUUCUGCCUCAAUUGGGCUAAUGUUCCUGAUUCUGGCUUGUGCCUUGCCACAAUACAACAACUGGUGGCCCUUCUUUGUUCUUAUGUUCUAUGUCCUGGCACCUAUACCAAGCAUCAUAGCACGUAGAAUGUCUGAGGAUACGGGAGGGAGUAAUUCCUGCAAAGAGUUGGCAUACUUCGUGACAGCUGCCCUCGUGGUAUCAGCAUUUGGUCUUCCUAUUGUCCUAGCAAGAUCGCCCGUUGCUCAGCCAGUAAUUCAGUUGGGUGCUUGUGCAUUAGUCUUGGCAGGAAAUGUGGUGACAUUUUUAACCAUUUGGGGCUUUUUCAUUAUGGCUGACAGUGAUGAUGUGGAAUACAGCAUGUGGUGAAGAUAAUGUGGAACACUUGUUUGGUUAAUGGUUGCUGAAGAUCAUUCAGUUGUGUAACCCUUGGCAAUUUAUCAACAGUAAAAUCCUCAGAAAGUAUUCAAUUCAAGGAUUGGCAUAUUAUUAAUUUAACCCUUAAUUUUGGCAACACACGUACAUUAUCUUUUGUUUUGAAUGCUAUAGAGGUACAUCCCAUGGUCAUUGGUUAUUGCUAUCCAUACAUUGGAAUGAUUUUGCAAAACUGAAAAUUUAAGUGAUGGUUCUUAUUUUGGAAGUCAGUAGUGAUGAUACCUCGGUUGCUUUACUGCACGUUUGAACAUGGAUAGAUCACGUGAUAACUUAUUUUCACUUGCCUCAAUAAAAUAAUACUGUAUACAUAUCUCAAACUUGUGCUAAUUGAUGACAGUUUGAUAUUACAUUACUCUCAGUGCUUAAAACUCUGUAUUUGCUAAACUUGGCUUGAUCAAAAACCCCUAAGUUAGGUAGGAGCAUUUAAUAUAUAUAUAUUUGCCUUAAAAAAAGUAAUGAGCAUAUGUUAAGGUUGAAGUGAAGUUGUUUGAAAAAACAUUUUCACAUUUUUCAACUGUCCUGUCCACCUAGGUAACCAUUAAAGCUGAUCCCUGAUUUGUGAUGGAAUUUAUCUUCUGUAUUUAAUGUGCGACAAUAACAUUGUUCAGCCAUUUUUUUUGUUUUUACACGCAUUUGCUUGAAAUUUGACUGAUGUUGAUGUUAGUUCAGGGGGUAGUAUAGAUUAAGUGAAUUAAUGUCAAGCUCAUGUCUUCCUUAAGUAUUUUCCAAAAUGCUGAUCAAUUUUUGGUUGGUUCAUUUUAUACUGUAUUGACUUUCAGACUGUGACAAUCAUAUAAUUUAUGUAGCAUGUAUGUAUUACAAAUUUCCAUAUUUGAACUAGUGUCUAAAGUUGUAUUGUUUAACAUUACUAUAAACUGCUUUAUUUACUUAUAUAGUAUGUAAUAUAUUAAGUUUGUCGUUACUGUAUGCUGGUUCUCAGGGUACAAAUUGAUUGUUCACAUCACAUUAGACAUAAAUAAUGUAAAAAAAAAAUGUAAUGUUAUCCUAAAAUAUUAUCUAUAAAACUUCAGUAUUCUAAAAUGCGACCUUAAAAAUGUCUAUGCAUUAAGGGUAGAUGGUAGACGUGACAUAUCCUAUUUGAUAUUGAUGUUGUAAUUGUACACAUAAUCAAUAGAUAUGAGCCUUGUGCUGUAUUUCCACAUGGUGUAUUUUCCUACUUGUUUUAGAUAAAAGCAAACCUUUUGGUAAUCACUCUUUAUGGCGCUCGAGCUGUGUGAUCUUGUAAAUAUUACGAGGAAUUGAAACUUGCUGUUUUCAAUACUGAUGAGCGUUAAUGUCUUUAAAAUUGUUUGGGGCAAAUAUUAAUUUGAUCUGUACUUACGUAUUGGAGAAAUUGAAGAAUUCUUUAGACUGGCAGCUCUCUUUAGGGUUAUGAAGGUUAUGGUUGGAUAUCAAACUUUUUUUAUGCACAUUAUUUGAUGUAAUUUUUAAUAGCAGGAUGUUUUCUUAUAACUAAAUGCAGUAAGGUCAACAAUUUAACUAAAAAUGUGGCUGUGUUCUUUACCAAUUUUUGUUUUUCCUUAUAUAAAAUGGCUAUAUCUCAUUUGCCAUGAUAAGUGUAUUUAUGCUUUCAUGUAGAUUUUGUGUCAGUUGGUUGUGGAUGGAAAACAAUGUUUGUUUUUCCUCAACAAAUUUAGCAAGACAAAGUUUCCAUUAAACAACAGAUCUGUCAUAAAAUAAAAGUAGCUAAUUACUUGCUGUUAUUUCAGAAUAUAUAAUAUGCAGUGCUGUGCUUUUCACAUUUUUAAACCUUAUGCCGUAUGAAAUAAGUUAACAAUGUAUAUUUAUUAUCAAGCCAACAGAAACUAUUAUUUUAUUUCAUGUUGUACACUUGAUAUGGGUUUGAUGUAGUUACAGGUGUGUAAACAAAAAUUUACUAAAAUUAAAAGAAUGAACAGAGCUUGAUUCUUUUGAAUAUUAACUUGAAAUUACUGGGUAUGUGAUUAGUCUUAAAGACAGUUUUGCGUCAUAUGCUUUCGGCUCAAUUUAGAGGUUGGACCACCAGACACUUGUGGCUAGCCUCACCUGACUUUGUGAAUGACACGUUGGUGGAAGGGGACUGUCACAGGCAGGUUGAGGUCAGCCCCAGUGUCUCCAUCCCCAUCCCCCUCCUUAAAUAGGAUCGGCACUUACUGCGACUCCCAGUGACUCAGAGUCUGAAAUUGGAGCUUGGUUUUCCAUUGUUUUUUCAAUAGUUCAUUACACACUGUCACUGCAACAAUGAUCUCUAAAAAGUGCACAAUAAAUUAUUUUUCUGUUCAUAGUGGUUUAGUGUGCAUAUACAUACAUACAUACAUUAAUGUUUUUCAUGUGUUUAGAGGGUUAUAUUUAUUGAAAUAGUUUGGCUUAAAUUAUGUAAUUUCUUAACAUUGAAAAUAAAUUUUCCUUAGUUUGGUUUUGUAACAUUUAGGAUACACUGUAUAGUUAAGUAAUGUUUCUAUUUAAUACGCUGUGUAAAUAUAUACCUAGUGGCUCAUUAUGGUAUAGACUGGGGGUUUCGCUAGGCAUUAAUUAGCUCUAACUCAUUCUUUUGUCAGAUUGUAUGUAGCAAGUUUGAAAGGAUGCUGUUACUGAAGGGAGUCUCAUAGAAAACAUAAAAUGUUUGCAAAAUUAGUUGAUUAAAUUUUUUUUCAACAAAUGGAGAGUUUAUUUGAGUGUACCAUGUGUACUGUAUUAUGCUUGGGAUCUGUAAAUACUUUUGAGCUCGGAGAGGAGAUAAUAGGAUAUUCUCUUUUUGUUUGGCAAAAAUCUCCAAAUUUUGUUUGGUACUUGCUUAUGUAAUAUAAAAGUAGCUGUGUUGUAAUAUCUUUUUCAUAAUAUCUUGGUUGCUGCCCAUCUCUAUAUCUUUCAACUCUGCAGGAAUGUUAAAUAACAAAUAUCGAGAUGUUUCCUUGCUCAUGUAAUAAUCAUAACAAAAUUAUUGACGAUUGUGAGAAUCCUGGGCGGGACAGAAAUGCUUGGGCACAUUUCCUUUCACCUAAUGCCUCUGUUCAUCUAGCCAUAUGUAGUUACUCAGGAGUUAGUCAGCUUGUUGUGGGGUUACAUCCUGGGCAGAGUAAGUAAUUUGACCUUGGGGGGGAUGGGGACCUAGAUAUAAGCCUAACAUGUCUGAAUACACUUUGGUUUCCUGUCCCCCGACAUAAUGAAUUAUUAUUAUUAUAAAUGAUAUAGGAAAUAAUUUUAUAAACACAUUCUUCAUCAACUUGCAGUGAGAUAAUUGUUGUGAUUCAGUUUAUCCACAGCAAAAUAACAAUAGUGAGAGAGAAAAGAAAGGAAAGAGUUUAUAAUAAAAAAGUAUAAAAUAGGUUAAUUAUACGAAAACAUACAAGGAGUAAUAUUCGAGUCAAGGUGCUGAACACUGCCAGAAGCAUACUACAACACUUCUUCCAUGUAGUGCUUCCCUGGAUGCACAGACAUAUUCAGUUAUAUUAUUUAUCCUCAGCCUAACUAGUGAAUAGGGUUGGUGUGUGUGCUUUGUUAGUUUUGUGUACAAGGCAGUAAGUUCAACAAUCAAUUUGAUUGUACAAACAUUUGGGGCUGCAAGAGAAAAAUUCUAUAAUGCCCAGGGCCUCAUACUCAACCCAUUCAAAUUUACUGCAUUAUCUAUUUUCAGCACUGUAUAAUAUCCAGAAGUGUAUGAUUCAUAUGGUGCAGAGCACAUUAGGUGUUAAGGGUCUAUUGCACUAUGUAUGUUCCUCAAUCAGGGUUUUGUACACAACUGUUUUGCUAUGCCUCAGAGAAACAGCAUGUGACAGUAACCCUAAAUUCUUCUCCAACCUUGUGCAGCACAUUCCUAUUGCACCAGGAUAUUCAUUGUGAACACGAAAAUGGAAUGUACUCUCAUGCCCGCUGCACACAACAGGGAGGAGAUGAAUUGAUACCCUUUGAGGGGCAAGUCAUGAGACAAGUUUUCAUUCAGAUAACGCCUUUCUCACUCUGGCAUUCCAAUGCUUAUGCUCACUGAAUGAUGACCUGUUCCUCACAUAAGAUUUUGAUUGAUGUGUAAGGCACUUCUUUCCAAAUUGUCAUCAAUAUAGUAUCCCUUAAAGAUGAAAAUUUUAUGAGGCAUCCUUUUGCAUCAUUAACAUUUACUCUUGUAGGUCGUGUAUCUGUUAAAAACAUCUUAUAUAUCUCUCUUGGUUCUUUAGGCAUUAUGUAAAUAAUAGAUAGAGGAUU
Messenger RNA from Procambarus clarkii (red swamp crayfish), 4773 nucleotides. RefSeq names its product leptin receptor gene-related protein. Gene Ontology annotation, biological process: late endosome to vacuole transport via multivesicular body sorting pathway. Gene Ontology annotation, cellular component: endosome. The record is from RefSeq and is a predicted model, not a curated record. NCBI's taxonomy places the organism in Eukaryota, Metazoa, Arthropoda, Malacostraca, Decapoda, Cambaridae.